Messenger RNA from Mercenaria mercenaria, 651 nucleotides. Its product is annotated as death-associated inhibitor of apoptosis 2-like. The record is from RefSeq and is a predicted model, not a curated record. The transcript is spliced from 2 exons. NCBI's taxonomy places the organism in Eukaryota, Metazoa, Mollusca, Bivalvia, Venerida, Veneridae. Bases 50 to 310 code for a protein of 86 amino acids.
AAAAAGACAUACAUAGUAUAAGCUGGUGAAGAGAAAUAUUCGUCGCAAAAUGAGUGAAAUAGGUGACACGGGACUUAAUGAGCGCAAGCUGUCUGGAAAUGAAGAACAUGAAGAGGAAGAGAGGAUCAAAAGUGAAAACAAAGCUCUCAAGCAGAAAAUCAUGUGCAUCAUUUGUAAAGCGGAACCUAGAUCGGUUCUCUUCCUGGGCUGCAAACAUCUCGCCGUAUGUGAAGCAUGUCACAGGGAUUGUACCAAUUGUCCACUAUGCGACCAGCGCAUCAAGGCUUUCAUUGAUGUUGUGUGGGCAUAACCACCAAAAGGGCACAUGUACUGUAAUUAUAAACUACAAACAACACGUGUGAUGUUUUAUACUGACAAUUUCGGAGAAAAUAUUCAUCAGAUCUUCAGAUCUGUACAUUCUUCAAGACUGUGAUAAUUAGCGCUUUCUGUGAUAUACGUUUUGUGAUUCUACAAACCAACAUACAAUUAAGAAACAAAAAGUACAUUUGUAAUUUACUAUCAUAACUAUGUUCUUUUUAUCCUUUUUAUAUUUUAAGUAAGUUUUGUUUAACCUGUUUACCAUCACUAAAUCAGAAUCGAAUAAUAAAAAGAUCACCAUAGAAUAAUUAUUUGAAAUGUUCAGAAAUCACA